CUCCUCGCAGCCCAUUUCCUGUACCAGGAGAAGGCCGAGUGCCUCUUCCUCAACGGGACGCAGCGGGUGCGGUACCUCUACAGGCAGUUCUACGACCGGCAGGAAUACGUCCGCUUCGACAGCGACCUCGGGAAGUUCGUGGCCAUCACGGCGUUUGGGGAGGCGGAUGCGGACAAGUGGAACAGAGAAAAGCAGAUCCUGCAGUACAAGAAGGCCGAAGUGGAUUCCUUCUGCCGACAGAACUACGAGACCGGCAGCUACGAGGCGGCCAAGAGGGAGGAGCGCCUGAUCGGCCGGAGAGGUGAGUCCUGGGGGGGAGGGUCUCUUCUUCCCUGGGAGGGGGAGUACCAGAAGACCGGAGUGGAUCGUUUCUGCCGAUACAACUAUGAGGUGUUGAGCUACGAGGCGGCCAAGAGGGAGGAGCGCGUGUUUGGCCGGAGAG
This is a messenger RNA of Notechis scutatus (mainland tiger snake), 442 nucleotides long. Lineage: Eukaryota; Metazoa; Chordata; Lepidosauria; Squamata; Elapidae. The record is from RefSeq and is a predicted model, not a curated record.